AUGAUUAGUUUCUGGAUGCAGCGCCGAAUACACAAAAGUGUUACACACCACCUGGUUAUCCUUAUUCGAUCGUCUCCGACCUGCCGAGGACCCGACACUAAAUUUCGUUUUCCUGAGAAAUUGCAGAAGACACGUAGUAAAAAAAACGAAAGCAAAGAAAAGGAAAAUGAAGUCCUCCCGGAAAAUUGGCAUUCAAUGACCUACUGUUGCAACGAGGACGGGUGCAAUUCAGCUACGAAAUCAGCAUCGCAUUUCCUGGUUCUAGCCGUUUCUGGAGCGCUGAUAGCCGCAUUCAAUAACGCGGUGCACUGAGACAGGCAAUUGAGAGAAGGGUAACGAAAACAGGGGGCAGCUUCGAUAGUUCCGGCUUUCUUUUUGUUGUUUUUU
Messenger RNA from Phyllotreta striolata, 387 nucleotides. The record is from the annotation of a GenBank genome assembly. Lineage: Eukaryota; Metazoa; Arthropoda; Insecta; Coleoptera; Chrysomelidae.